AUGCGAUGCGCGAGCAAGGCCGCCGAGAGCGCGUCCGCACGUCUCUGCGCUGGUCAUGAAGACACUCAUGUCUUCACAGAGUAUGAGCUCGGUGUCUCAUACUCUCCUGAUACGGAAGACGGAUCCGUAUCGACGGCGAUCGAAUCCAAGCCGUCUGCCAAGCGUGGCAUGGAUGAUGCUUUGCGCCGUAGCAUCUUUGGUUCAUCUGAUGAAUCAGAUGAACCAUCGCCGAAGCGAAGGCGCUCGAGGUCGCGAGACUCGGGCGCUAACAGUGGUGUCGGUUCUCCUAUGGACACCACUUCGCAACGAGGUGCCAGUACUUCUGUCGGCACAUCGCAGGAAGAGUGA
Molecule: messenger RNA, 348 nt
Organism: Peronospora matthiolae
Lineage: Eukaryota; Oomycota; Peronosporomycetes; Peronosporales; Peronosporaceae
Source: the annotation of a GenBank genome assembly